Molecule: messenger RNA, 390 nt
Organism: Blastomyces gilchristii SLH14081
Lineage: Eukaryota; Fungi; Ascomycota; Eurotiomycetes; Onygenales; Ajellomycetaceae
Exons: 2
Coding region: 1-390 (129 amino acids)
Source: RefSeq, a predicted model, not a curated record
AUGAAAGUGGCAACUCUUCUGGCAGCUGCCCUUGCCGCCUUGGCUGGAGGUGCCUCUGGCAAGAAAUUUACGGCCGUGUAUAUGGAACCACCCUAUAACUGGGUGCCAGGCCCCAGUAUAUCGCCGACUCGCGUCCUCUACGGGUAUAGUGAACCCUACCGCCUGUUCAACUGGAACCAAUGGGUAGUUUUUAUGAAACAACAAUGUAACGGAUAUCCACCUUGCACAUCGGUCUCUCUCUAUUCUGCGAUUCCCCAGAAUCCCGAACAGCCGCGGCGGUGGUUCGGCUAUUUAUUUGGCGGUGAUCCGGUAGUUCCUAGAGAUUUUCAGAGGCAAGAGGACACAAGGUUCAAUGUUCGGGAUUCUGCAGCAUUUAAUGCAUAUGACUAA